Pocillopora verrucosa is the source of this 1351-nucleotide messenger RNA. RefSeq lists its product as uncharacterized. Lineage: Eukaryota; Metazoa; Cnidaria; Anthozoa; Scleractinia; Pocilloporidae. The record is from RefSeq and is a predicted model, not a curated record.
ACUCUUGACGUAGCAUUGGCAUUCAUACACGGCCAAAGUUACCUGUGCGUGGCGAAUCGAUUGAAAUUAUGUUCUAGAGUUUUCUGCAUGGUGAAGCAGUCCAGAGGUUUGAUUUAGAAGUUGGAUGAAGCAGUGAUUCCACUUAUCUCGACAAAGAUAUUGCCCAGCACCUGCUCUAUGGACACGAAGAGAAUCACAAGAGGAUUAUUUUUAGUGGUUUUCGUCGUCCUGGUAAUUUUUUCUUUCCAGGUCGCUGGCAGGACAUGCUUUCUAUGUGACUCUCGCAAUGAGCCGUGUUCAGAAGAUUCAGUCAAUGGUACGAGAACGGCGACGUGCUCUGAAGGAAACGAAUUCUGUGAAGUUGUCAAGGAUGGAAGACAUGGAGAGACACGAUUUUACAGGGACUGUGUCAACAAAUGCGACAAGGAAUUUGUCAACUGGGAGAAAGAUGGCGAAGAAUAUUGCAAAAUGUGCUGUGAUAACGACCUCUGUAACGUUGGACGUUGUGGGUCCCCUGUGGCACUUACUUUGAGUGGUACACUGAUUGUCCUUAAUGCAAUCGUUGCAUUUCGAUGCAUGUUUGUAUUUGCAUAAUGCCAGCUGCAACAGCCAGAGGCAUAGACACAUUUAUCAUUGAAAGCUACUAUUCGUAACAGAACGACGUGAACUUAAAAUGGUAUGAAAGCUUUCUCUUUCAAAAGAAAAAAAAAAGAAAGACUAUUAUUAUAUAAACUGUAUGUUUCCCUGAGAAAAGCUGUAACAGCACACGUGUGAAAACGACAUAUUUUAUUCACGUGUGUUUGACAUCGUCAAUCAGCUGCUGACACGUCACUCGCCUUUCGUGCCACUCUGUCAUUUUGACGAAUGAAUGGCAAGGCGUUCACCAUUCUCAAUCCAAGAUCGUUCGCUGACAUUUUCUCAGCUAAAAAAAACGAGUGCGAUUUUUCUUAUCGUAUUUUCGUUUUCUUCCGCUUCUAAAAUAUUUUGAAAGUCACUUUCUGAAAGCGAUGUGAAUUUCAGGACAUCCUAGAAGCGGAAGAAAACCAAAAUACGAAAAGGAAAAUCGAAAUUUACGUACUUGGGUUUGAUAGUGGCAUUUCUCGCGGCUGAGAACGAAAAUCGACAACUGUCGGUAGGGAAAAAGUCAACGCUAACAAUUUUGUAGAUUAAAAGUUCCGCACAUCGUUUGUUUUUGUAAUGAUUUAACGCAUGUUUUUUAUCUUUAGCCUUAUCACCGAAGCACUUGACGAAUUUUUUUCGCGCACUGUGGAUCCAACUUUUAUUAAUUCAUUAAUAGAGUCCAUUCAGUUUUGUCAGUAAAGGCCUAUUGUGUUAAUAUAAUAAAGAAAAA